GUCUCUUCCGAUAACCCCAUUGGUUGGAAAAAUACCAAAUUAUUGUUCAAUUCCCGCUUUUAGAUUCUCACACAAAAAAGGCUUUUUAUUAACAUAUUAUGACAAGUACAGAUAAUAGCCACUUCAAGCUGAAGAACCCAACAGAGUAUCAUUUACUGGCAUCAUCUCAAACAAUAGCCGAGCCGCAGCACUUUUUACAGGACGAUUUUUCAGACUGUUUUACAACACAAGGCCAUUUUUUAUCACCGUCGCCAACGCUUCAUGAUUUCGAGGACACGGAAUCCUUUGUGAAUGGAUCGUCUAUUGGUAAUAUGAUGAUUCAUCAAGCACAGCCAUUUUUUGGUGCCAAUCAAGAGUCACCUUCUGAUUAUAGCUCUUCUACCGAUUUUCUUUCUCACCCACAACCUUCUUCCUUUUUGAUGGACUUUCAUCAACAACCGUUUUCUGCUCCUGCUCAUAUGGGUUAUAGUAAUCCUCUAUUGUCUUCUUCUUCAAGUCAUAUUAAUAUGGCGGCUUAUCACCAACCGCCUGAGCCACGUAGUCUGGAAGAGUACGAAUCUAUUCAAAUAAACCACCAACUGAUUUCAGAAAAAAAGCGCCGCAGAAGAGAAUCUCAUAACGCAGUGGAGAGAAGAAGGAGGGAAAAUAUUAAUGAUCGCAUACAAGAAUUAGGCACGAUGUUGCCUGAAAUCAUGCUUGAAGAACUAGCUAGUAGUGUAAAUAUAAAUGGCGGCAACAACAAUAAACCUAAUAAGGGAGCCAUUUUAAGAAAAUCAGUAGAUCACAUCCGUAUUCUACAACAAGAAGUGACCAAUCAUAAAUUGCGUAUAUAUGAAUUGGAAAGACAACUGGCUAGUUUCUCUUUAUAAGAACAGAAAUUCAUUACUAUCAUAUAUCCCCCCCCCCCCAACAACCCCCUUUUCCUCUAUUCUUUUUUUUUUUCUUCCCACUGUACAUAUUUACUAAAUAAAGUUAUUUUAACUCUU
This is a messenger RNA of Mucor mucedo, 986 nucleotides long. RefSeq names its product helix-loop-helix DNA-binding domain-containing protein. Gene Ontology annotation, biological process: regulation of transcription by RNA polymerase II. The record is from RefSeq and is a predicted model, not a curated record. Lineage: Eukaryota; Fungi; Mucoromycota; Mucoromycetes; Mucorales; Mucoraceae. Gene Ontology annotation, molecular function: RNA polymerase II cis-regulatory region sequence-specific DNA binding; protein dimerization activity; DNA-binding transcription factor activity, RNA polymerase II-specific. The transcript is spliced from 4 exons. The coding region runs from base 99 to 869 and encodes 256 amino acids.